AUGGCUUCGCUGCCCACUCGGGGCCCCGCGAUGCCGGCGUCCACCACCCCAGCCAACCAGAGCGCGGAGGGCAACGGGACGGCGGCCGGGUCCGGCGCGCAGGCGGUCACCCCCUUCCAGAGCCUGCAGCUGGUGCACCAACUGAAGGGGCUGAUCGUGCUCCUCUACUGCAUCGUGGUGGUCGUGGGGCUGGUGGGCAACUGCCUGCUGGUGCUGGUGAUCGUACGGGUGCGCCGGCUGCACAACGUGACCAACUUCCUCAUCGGCAACCUGGCCCUGUCCGACGUGCUCAUGUGCGCCGCCUGUGUGCCACUCACGCUGGCCUACGCCUUCGAACCCCGCGGCUGGGUGUUCGGGGGCGGCCUGUGCCACCUGGUCUUUUUCCUGCAGCCGGUCACCGUGUACGUGUCGGUGUUCACGCUCACCACCAUCGCGGUGGACCGCUACGUCGUGCUGGUGCACCCGCUGCGCCGGCGCAUCUCGCUGCGCCUGAGCGCCUACGCGGUGCUGGCCAUCUGGGCGCUGUCCGCGGUGCUGGCACUGCCCGCCGCCGUGCACACCUACCACGUCGAGCUGCAGCCUCACGGCGUGCGCCUCUGCGAGGAGUUCUGGGGGCCCCAGGAGCGCCAGCGGCAGCUCUACGCCUGGGGGCUGCUGCUGGGCACCUACCUGCUCCCGCUGCUGGUCAUCCUCGUGUCCUACGUGCGGGUGUCGGUGAAGCUCCGCAACCGCGUGGUGCCCGGCUGCGUGACGCAGAGCCAGGCGGACUGGGACCGCGCACGGCGCCGCCGCACCUUCUGCCUGCUGGUGGUGGUCGUGGUGGUCUUCGCCGUCUGCUGGCUGCCGCUGCACAUCUUCAACCUGCUGCGGGACCUCGACCCGCGCGCCAUCGACCCCUACGCCUUCGGGCUGGUGCAGCUGCUGUGCCACUGGCUGGCCAUGAGCUCGGCCUGCUACAACCCCUUCAUCUACGCCUGGCUGCACGACAGCUUCCGCGAGGAGCUGCGCAAGCUCCUGCUCGCCUGGCCCCGCAAGAUCGCGCCGCACGGCCAGAGCCUGACUGUCAGCGUGGUCAUUUGA
Messenger RNA from Echinops telfairi (small Madagascar hedgehog), 1080 nucleotides. It is a transcript of the gene PRLHR, whose product is annotated as prolactin releasing hormone receptor. Gene Ontology annotation, molecular function: neuropeptide Y receptor activity; neuropeptide binding. Gene Ontology annotation, biological process: G protein-coupled receptor signaling pathway. The coding region runs from base 1 to 1080 and encodes 359 amino acids. The transcript has a single exon. The record is from RefSeq and is a predicted model, not a curated record. Lineage: Eukaryota; Metazoa; Chordata; Mammalia; Afrosoricida; Tenrecidae. Gene Ontology annotation, cellular component: neuron projection; plasma membrane.